This is a messenger RNA of Mesorhabditis spiculigera, 387 nucleotides long. NCBI's taxonomy places the organism in Eukaryota, Metazoa, Nematoda, Chromadorea, Rhabditida, Rhabditidae. The record is from the annotation of a GenBank genome assembly.
AUGUGCUAUAUGUGGCAACAAAUUCGGCAAGGUGUCAGAUGGAACCCCUCAGAACGUUUCGCGUUGGCAUGUCGUGGCUUGGAUUUGAAGAAAGUUAAAUCGGUGGAAAUAGCCUUCGACCCCUGCCAUCCUGAUACGAGCGCACUGAGGAAAUUUUGGGAGGCCAUCUCAGCCCCGAAAGUAAAGUUGACGAACCCAGCAGUCAGGAUAAAAGCGGACAUUCGUAACGAUCGGGUUCCGCCCCAUUUCGUAGCAACAUUAGCUGAUGGCAAGAAGUUGCGGUUUGAAACCGAGAACAUGCAUCCCUCAGACCUGAUCAUGCGGUUCAACAAGCUCCUCGACAAUCCAGAACUGGGAAAAUCCGGGACGCGGCCACGACCGAAAUUG